GUGCUCCAGCCCCUGGUUCACUUGGCCACACUCACCAUGUGUGAAGAGGAGACCACUGCACUCGUGUGUGACAACGGCUCUGGCCUGUGCAAGGCUGGCUUCGCGGGAGAUGAUGCGCCCCGGGCCGUCUUCCCCUCUAUCGUGGGCCGCCCUCGCCACCAGGGUGUCAUGGUGGGAAUGGGCCAGAAAGACAGCUACGUCGGGGAUGAGGCUCAGAGCAAACGAGGGAUCCUAACUCUCAAGUACCCCAUUGAGCACGGCAUCAUCACCAACUGGGAUGACAUGGAAAAGAUCUGGCACCACUCAUUCUACAAUGAGCUGCGGGUAGCACCUGAGGAACACCCCACCCUGCUGACAGAGGCCCCCCUAAAUCCCAAGGCCAACAGGGAGAAGAUGACCCAGAUCAUGUUUGAGACCUUCAAUGUCCCUGCCAUGUACGUCGCCAUUCAAGCUGUGCUCUCUCUCUAUGCUUCUGGCCGCACAACAGGUGAGCAGCCUGUAAUCUGAUCCCUUCCUGACUCU
This is a messenger RNA of Leptonychotes weddellii (Weddell seal), 522 nucleotides long. Lineage: Eukaryota; Metazoa; Chordata; Mammalia; Carnivora; Phocidae. The record is from RefSeq and is a predicted model, not a curated record.